This is a messenger RNA of Phalaenopsis equestris, 819 nucleotides long. RefSeq lists its product as uncharacterized. The record is from RefSeq and is a predicted model, not a curated record. Lineage: Eukaryota; Viridiplantae; Streptophyta; Magnoliopsida; Asparagales; Orchidaceae. The coding region runs from base 44 to 643 and encodes 199 amino acids. The transcript has a single exon.
CUUCAUUGAAAAGUAGCAAACCAUCACCUUUCCUUCUUCCGCCAUGGAAGAAAGAGCAACUCCAAGCCAAAAAGACGCCGCCUUUAAGCCCAGCUCCGCCGUGAAAGGCCUCCGUUUUGGUGGCCAAUUCAUCACCAAAUCCUUUACUGUCCGCCGCGCUACCUCGCCGGAACUCCUCCACCUCCUCAACUAUCCAUCCCCUGCCUCCCCCUUCCCUUCCACCAUCGCUUACCUCCCAACAACCUUCACCAUCCUCGCUCACGAAGCUUACCGUACCAUUACUCUCGGACUCGGCUCUCGCCGUUCCAAAGCUCUGUUUUUUAUCUUCGAAUCCGAAUCUCUCUGCUCCGCCGUCAGCCCCUCAUGGACUCCACUCAUCACCCUCGGCGACGUGAACCGCCGCUUUCUGCGAGGGCUAACCGGCUGCGAGAUGGCGCGAUUCAAGUUCAGAAAAGGUUGUCUUACCUUCUACCUUUACGCGGUGCGGCGGCGUGGAGGCGCUGGAUUUAGCCGCGCCGAUGAUCUGCGGGCGCUGGUUGAGUCUGUUGCCGCGUUGAAUGAUUUUCUGGAUUUUACAGCUCUGCUCGCCGCGCCGAGCCAGAAGAGUCUUGGGGACUCGCCGACGUUGGCUGUGGUUAACUGAUUUGGAAAAAAAAAAGUUUCAUCUUUAGCUUAAAGUUUGAAUUUUUAUGAGAUUGAUGUUCGACUGUUUAGAUUGCUGUUGUUAUCCUGAGAGUGGAGAUUAUCUCUGAAGAUCCUUUUUUGAAAAUUGAAGCUUUUGGGUGUGAAAUAUGUAAUUAAAGCUGUUGUAAGUGUAAU